Messenger RNA from Leptomonas pyrrhocoris, 8341 nucleotides. RefSeq lists its product as hypothetical. The record is from RefSeq and is a predicted model, not a curated record. The coding region runs from base 65 to 8341 and encodes 2758 amino acids. The transcript has a single exon. Lineage: Eukaryota; Euglenozoa; Kinetoplastea; Trypanosomatida; Trypanosomatidae.
GAAGAACGAAAACGCCAACGGCACUUUCUUUGUAGAGAACCACAAACCAGCAAACAAGACGGCGAUGAAGCGAACUUCCUUAGAGCACGACGCUGACGAGUCGCCCGCUAGUUUUCGCGCCGAGAGCGACGUCAACGCGGCUCUUAAGCCGCUGCACCUGCGCUCUCCCCAACCAAGUCCGCCCAUCUCCCCCGACAAACCCCGGCAGCAGCAGCGCGCGUCUACCGCGUCCUCCUCUCCCUCGUCGUUGCGCCGCUCAGAGAGCGUUGCCGGCAGCACGGCGCUACCGAGUACACAGAGCAGCGGCGAGGAGAGGACGCCGUCGCAGCGCGCGGGCGCUGCUCGGGCUGAACCGACGGGCACUGCGGAAGAUGCUGCCGCCGCCACCGGUGCUGCGGCGGCGGAUUCACGCAACAGCGGCGGUGGUGAAGGGGGCGAAAAGGAGCUGGGCGUCGACGAUCUUACGCUGCAUCAGCGGCGGCUCUACCGGCCCGAGGUGCGCUCCUGCGGACACCCGCAGCCGAUCUACCUCCGCGUACCCGUCGGACAGCGGACUGCACACCCACCACCGACGCGGCCUUCCGCUUCUCGUUCCCCGCCUCCCACGCAGGAUGUGAGAAGGAGCGGCCCGCAAACGAAGGCACCGUCGGACGCGCACGCCGACGGAGAAGUGGAGGAGGCCACAACGGCAGCGGCAGCACCGGACACGCGGAUAGAGGAAUCACCGGCUGCGGCUGCGAUGCCGAACUGGACGACGCGUCCUGCACCGCCGCCACCAUCGCCGUAUGCCGUGGAGAGCGCGCGUGCGUCCAACGCGGCGGAGUCGCUCGUCGAUGUUCCGCUGCGCGUCCCGGCGGUGCCGCCGCCGCCGCCAUUGGCUUCCCCCAGCGCCGGGCGAGACGUGCGAGAGGAUCAAAAGAACCGCAACGGCGAUGAUGGUGUCGCUGACGUCGACGAUGAGGACGCAGGCGAGCACGACAGCACGCCUCUUCCGCCGCCGGCACAGCGAAAGGAGGAGUCGCCGUUGCCGUCUGCAGCAGCGGCAGUGCAGCGCCGCUUUCAGCACCUUCGGGCCUCGUCCUCGUCCUCGUCCUCGUCCUCCUCUUCCGCCGCUUCAGAGAAUUCGCUCCUCAAGUCGCCUCCUUCGGGGACGGAGCGCACCAUCGAUGUCGAUCUAACGUCGAUGGAGCACGACCCGAGUUACCCGUCACGACGCUCUUCUCUACCGCCGCAGCAGCAGCCAUCGCCACCGCCGCAGCCUCAUCCACAGCAGCAGCAAUCUCGAAAUGCCGACUUGGCGGCCGGCGUGUCCGACCCCACACCGCUGCAUCGCGUUACGGCGUCCUCCUCCCCACACCCCUCGGAGGAGAUCGAAGAGGAAGGAGAGGGCGGCAUCGCGGCUGCGGGCGUCUCCGCGGACGAUCAGCAGAACGUGGUGGAGGUCGAUGCGUCGAAAGCGGCGGAGCAACUCGACGCGCAUCGCCCUCACCCUUCGCCGACGAGCGGCACCCUUGGGGAUGAAAAUGACGGCGCGGCGACGCCAGAGCCGUUUGCAGGUUCACCUUUAAGUGGUUCCGCACCGCCUCCGUCUGCAGCGAGUUCUUCGUCGAGCACCAGCCGCCACAUGAGCAGUUCACACGGCGGUGUAGAGGCGGCCAGCAGCGAGGAGCAGCCCCUACAACACCCGCCGCCGAUGCCGCUGCUGUCCGACGGUGAGGUGGACGUGACGGACGUCGAAGAGCUGUCGGAUCGAGACAUGAUAGACGCAGAGGAGGACACGGACAGCGAUGGCGAUGCGGAUGACGGCACGGCGGUGAGGGAAGAUGGCGAGCAAGCUGCUGCCGCUGCUGCUGAUGAUGAUGCUCCAGCAGCCGCCAUAGAUGCCGAACGCAAUCGCGCUCUGCUGACGGCGGGUGACGCCUCGCGUACCCCUCUGCUGUCCUCUCCGAAUGUGGUGGAUGUGCCUGCGCGGACCUCCCCUGCCAGCGAAGGCGGCGGUCGUCCGUCCACGAAGGUCGCACCGCACCCUACGGCAGAGGGCGGCGUGUCUCGCCAGCAGGCACCGUCCCGUCCUCCGCGGGAGGCAUCGAAUCAGCCAGAUUUCAUGAAAGGCGCAACCGGCAGAACGCACGGCGACGCCGACGAUGACGUGGACAUCGCCGAUGCGGUGCGGCGUGCGACAGUGCAGGAGCCGCCACCGCGAGAGCUGCGGCAGGCGAGCGACGACGGUGCACCACCGGCCUUCUCAACGGCCGCAGGGAGCGAAGAGGCGGCAAAGAGGAGCGGUGAUCGGGUGGGUGCUGGAAGUCCGACAGAGACGACGGCUCGCGCGACGGCAGCGGCAGCAAACAGCGAAGACCACAGCGAUGCGGAUGCCGUCCAGCCUGCUGUGGUGCCGCCGACGGUAGUCGUGGAAGAAAUACUGAACGACGAAACCGCCAAAGAUGAGGCGGACGCGGAGGACUUCACGGCAGCGGCCGCAGCAGCCAUCUCUCCCGUGGUCGUGGAGGACGUGACGGAGGGCGACAACACAACCAGCCAAACCACCGACGCCGCGGCUGCACAGCCGGCAGAAGCAAGACACGCGCCGGCGGGCAUGGUCGUGGAGGAGGGAGAGGAAGAGGGCAGCAGCGCAGCGGACGAGCCCGUCGGCUCCUCUGCGGCUGUCUCGGAGGUGUUGACGGAGGCAGCGGCGGCUCGCACGGGCGCGUCGGAGCGGAACAUGCGGGGUGCGGAAACCCCGGACAGUGCUGGCGGCACGCCGCUUGCGGCUGCGGCGGCGGAGCUUCCACAAGUCCAGAGCAGCGACCGCCGCCGCGGAGUCGACACCGCGGCGGCGAGUGACGCGAAGGAAAUCGACUUUGGGUCGGAGGAACGGCCACCCGACAACGCUGAGCACACAGCCCCUUCACCAACUCUUUCACAGCCCGCUUUCACAGCCGCAAGCACCAUGGCAUCCGCGGAAGACGCGUGUCUGCUUCAACCGCCAGUCACCGAGCCCCUCACGCGACGGCCGGUCGCGCCGGAGGAAGAGGACGGCCGGCAAGAGGAGGAGCCUCACCCACACCACCACACGGACUCGCCAGCGGCGCAAGAAGCCGCGACGACCACCACCACCACCGCCACCGCGGGUCCUCCUCCUCCUCCACGGAACGCCCCGCCCACCCGCACGGCACAACGGACCUCUGCGCUGUCACACCCGAAAUCCUCUCGUUCUUCGGCAUCGUCGUCGUCGUCGUCAUCCGCUUCCAGCUUUAAAGCGUACCACGUUGUCGCGCCGCGUCACAGUCUGCCACGAGCGGCUGUGGGACAUGAGGACUACCAAACCGUAGAUGGCCGCAGUCCACGCACCUUCUCUGUUGCUGAUGAUGCUGCUCGUGAUGAUGCUGCAGUAGAUGAGUUCUAUCGCAAGCAGCCUCGUGCGGUAGAGCAAAUGGAGGGAGCUGACUCGGCCGUUGAGGUCGCCGGCAGCGAUGCGCGCGAUGUCGUACACGAGGAAGUGCAGCAGCAGCAGCAGCAGCAACGUGGCGCUUUCCGUUCUCGUCGUCCGCACGUCGCGCGCGACCUCCUCGACGAUGUGGAGUCGCUGAGCGAAAUAGAAGACGUAGAGGUGGAGGACGACGAUGCGACGCUGGUGGGGAAAGAUUACAGCGCCGUCGCUGCUGGUCCGGCUGAUCAGCGCCGCGUGAUGCCUGCACCUCUCCCACCACUACAGACGAAGAGGAACGGCGAUGACGAGGUGGUGGGCGAGUACGUGCGCCAGCAUCGUGCGGCGGAUCUGGCGGUCGUGCAGGACCUCGAAAGAGACGGCCGUCGUCGCAUCAUGACGGACAUGCUGGAGGAGCGGGAAGUCAUUCUGCGCGAGGAGACGGCAGCCUUCACCGUGUUGUCGCUCAUGACACACCGCCAUCGCAGAGGCAGCAGCGAGGGGAGAAGCAGCGUGGGAGUGCAGAAGCCCCCACCGACGCUGGCGGCGGCAGCAGCGGCAUCGAUCGUAUCGCCGCAACGCUCCCCACAACAGCUGCUGCCGCCGUCUCCUCCCGCGCCGACGAGUCGAGAGGAGGUGCAGGAGUUGCUGCGCACGCGCGGCAUCCCGGGCGGGGCAUCACCGGGCGUCGUGCGCGGUGCAGCGCUGCUCACGGAUGAGUUGCUGUGUCGCGAGGUCAUUGAAGACGAUGAAGUCCGCGCGCGCACGAUGCUGCGGCGACUGCGGCAGUGCGAGGCGGACGCCUUCUGGCCCUCGCCUAUUUGCGUGCACGAAGCGCUGGCCUGGCAGCGCCUCUGCGAAGACGAGCGGGUGGCACGUCAGCGGGUGCGUGCCCUCGACGGGUCUGUGGACGAGGAGAUCAACAACUUGCUGCACAUCAGCCGCGAGCUCGCGAUGUGUCGGAUGGCGGAGGAGGAGGAGCGCCGCGAGGUGGUCGAGCGGGCGGAGCAGGCGGGGCGUCGGCGGUUGUACGACCUACACCGCAGCGGGCUCGCGGCACGCCUGCGGCAGAAGCAGCUGCUGCAGUCAGCCGUCGACAUCGCCUUCGCCGACGCGUUGGAUGACGUCGCGUUUGAGGAGACGCAGGACCGUGAGGGGCUUCGUAUCGCGUCCAUUCGGGCGUGGACAGCGCUGUUGGAGUCGCCGAGCGGCACGGCGAUACGACAGCAGCAGCAGCGGCAGCGAAGAGGAGAACGAGGCCCUUCACACCGGCACGACGACGCAGAGUCGUUGGAGUCCGAACCAAUCAGAAAGCUGAAAGAACGCGCGUCUGCGCCACCGUGUCAGUCGGCGCAAGCGAGCGCGACGGACGCAGCAGAGGAGGGCGUUGAGGUGCUUGAUGACUCGAACAGCAGCAGCAGCGAUGAUGACUACAUCAUCCUCCUUCACCCCGACGGUAAGACGAGAGCGACGCAGGAGGACGAUGUUGCGCCGGCACCCGAUGGAGAUGUGCACGCCCGCUCGUCAUCUUCGCCGUCUGCUGCGUCGUCUUCCGCCACGUCGACGUCCUCCUCCGACGCGGCGGUGUCCGUCUCGAUGGAAUCUGCCGCUGCCUCUGUCGACGCCGGCAGCGCGAACCACCACGGAGACAAUGCUGAUCUCGGCCCCGCACCACAUUUUUUUCAAUGGGACCCGACGUCCAACUCCAAUCCGUCGCCGCACACGUCCAACGACCACCCGUCCCAGUCGCAGCAGCAGCAGCAGCAGCAGCGACCGCAGCAGUUGCAUUCCACGUCCUCGCCGUCCCCGCAUCUGACCAACAUGACUUCCUUCACCGCUAACACCACCACCAACACCACCACCGCGUCCUCGAGUGGGCUGAUCGGGCAGAAAAUGCCGAAGGCGGUGAGCGCAAAGAGUGCGGCGGGCGUCAGUGCGACGACGACGGAGAGUCGGCGAUCACCGACGCUGGUGCUGCCGACGCGGCAACAGCUACAAGCGCAGGAAGGCAUCAGCCCCGCCGAAGCCAGCGCCUUGCUGCACGCGCUGCGUUGUGCGGAGGACGCAGUGCGCGAGACACGCCGUCGCCCGAAAGCUGCUCCGUGCUCCUCUUCUUCUUCUUCGCAGAAAGCAGCGGAAGGUGAAGAAGAGACGGCGGAGGCGGACGGCAAGCAGGCGACGCACCACCAUCACCACCACCGCCAUCCGCACUCACACAAAGAGCAGGCGGUUGCGAACGAAGAAGACGGAGACGGCGAGGCGGCAGGGAAGCCCGCAGAGGAGAAGACGCCGAAGCAGCCAAGUGCGCUCCAGCCGGAUUCAGCGGAAGCGGAGGCGGCGGUCAGCGCGCCAUCGCCGGAGCGCCCCACACACGGGCGCACCUCGCCCGCCCUGCCGUCGUCGUCGCGGGGCAGUCCGUUCUUCAUCACUCGUCACACCAUCCCCUGCUCCCUACGCCGCUCCCCCGCGCAAGGCUACGACGCCCUCGUGCGCAAGUACACCUCUCCCUCGCCGCCGUCCGGCCGUCGAGCAUCACCCGCGACAACAACGGCGGCGGCGUUGAAAGGACGGGGCGUGCUGUCGCCCCCGUCGGCCCCCGUCUCGGCCCGGUCGUCCGCCGCGUCGACGUCACCGCGGCGCUACCGCGACCGCGACGUGUACGUCUACGACGCGGCGCAGACGCGAAGACCCUCGCCAGCGACGCGUGGGCGAUCUCCAGGUAGGGAGCGGUUUCCAUGGGCCCCCUCAGCGCCGCGUGCUCCUUCUCGUUGCACUGUAAUGGAGGAAGAGGAGGGCAGCAGGAGCAGCGGGGUGGACACGCGGUGUGCGGAGCAGCCUGCCAUCUACGCAGCGAAGGGCGGGAUGCACCUCGACCCGGAUGCGCAGCAACAACACGCGACUGUGGCGGAUAUCGUCGAGGAUGAUGAUAACCACGACGCCACGCAGCAGCAGCAGCAGGCGUCGACAGCGGCAGACAGCGGCGAGCCGUCGGUGAUACGCACGCCAGCACGGGAGGUCUUCCCGCCCCGCCACGGCAACAUGCACCGCGCAGAGAAGUCCGUGUCUCCAUCGCCCAUCACCUCCCACUCAGCAAACCCAUCUCCCCCGCUCGUGUGGGACUUCGCUGCUCUGCGGCCGGCGCCGCCACCGACGGUGAUGGAGAUCGUCUCGGGCAGUUGCGUCCCACCACCGCCGCCGCAGAUGUCUCUUCUCGCCGCCCACGACGUGUCUCUCUCGCCUCUGAGCUCACCGGGUCGGGUGGCCGGUGGCGGAGACGCGCGACUUGCGCCUUCGCACGCGGCACCGACGGCGGCGUGGACGUCGCAGGUGGAGCAGAAGCGGCUCGAUCGGCUUCAAGCGAUGCUGCUAAUGAACCACCACCACACCGACUCAACGGUAGACGGUACGGUGUCGAUGGUAGCGGGGGGUCGCAGCACGGACGCACCGGGGGGAGAUUCCUCCUCGCCUCACAAUCGUGAUAAUACGAGUAGGAAUGCAGUGCAGUGCGGCUGCUCGCGACGACGCCUGCAGGAGCCGUCCGGCCCGCUGCUCAUCACGCGUCUGCCCUUCGAGAAGGGGCCGGGGGUGUGGCCCUCUGCCCUGAGCGAGCGGGACCGCAGCGGCCCUUUUGGUGCAGCAAAGAUGCAUGCGUCUGCUGCUCCGGGGUUGUCGUGCGCUGCCACCGCACGCGGGGGACGAGGGGAGGGAGGGAUCACCGCCUCGCCCCACACCCCUCCGCGUGUUGAGGCGCACGUGGUGGCCACGACGUCGCUGCCGCGCAGUCGACGCCGCCGCGCCGCCGCGAUGACGCUCGAAGACGCGUUUCGGCAGGCGGCCCGCAGCGGAGACGUGGUGCACUUGCCCACCACGGUGGCAGAGCUCUUACGCGGACCCCACCACAUCCAUCUUCCCGCUCCAGCUGCGUUGCCGCCCGCCAACGGCAGCCUCCACGACUGCGGUGACGAUGAUGCGGGAGACCAACCAGAAGACGAGGAGCAGCGAAUGCAGCAGGAGAGACAGCGAGGAUCGCCGACCCUCGCACGGCGUGGCGGCCCCCAGCGGAGCUACAAGUACGUGGAUGUGUUUUACAAGCAAUCGUCGUACGUCGCGUCACCGCAGGAGAACGCACGCGCCAGCCGCACACCAGCACCGGCGACAACAGCAGCCAUCUCGAAGGCGCAGCAAUAUAUUGAAGAACGGUGUGCGGCGGUGCAGCUGCGCGAGGCACACCACGAACUUCGAGAAGCACUCCGUCCACGAGCACCACCUUCUUCGACAUCAUCCGCAGCAGCAGCAGCAGCAGGGAGGAGGAGGACUCCCUCUGCGGCAGCGCCGGCGUCGCGCUCAGAUCGGGCCGGUCGCGCCAACGAAAGCGUGGGAGAGUCGGCGGCGGUGGCGGAAGCGGACGAAGCCGAAUGCUUCUUCGACGAUGACGACGUCGUGUUCUGCUCCGCGGUGGCGAGUCGGGUGGGGCGAGAGCGUGCAGCUGCACAGCGUCGCCGCGGCCAACCCCCACCCCCACCUCGGUCUGAUGUUCUGCCGCGCACGGCACGCACGCGGACGUCCACGCAGCGCAUGGCGCCUCGACGGUCACCGCCGCCUACCGCUGCAGGUGCCGAGAGUCCACACCCACACCCGUCCGCACAACAGCCGCAACGAGCCAACGGUGCAUCGUCAUCCACGCAGCCGUUCCAUCUAGACAUUCCGGCUGGCUACCGAGUCUUUCAAGCGCCGUCACCGUCGUACCUACAAUCGCGGACGCCGUCGCAGCCGUCGCCGUUCGCGCAGCGCGCAUUGAGCCCGUUUUACUCGCCUCCCGGACGUCGAAAGGAUUCCCAGCGAGCUGCAGUGGCAACAAAGCGCUGGUACGCCGCGCCGACGCCCUCUCCAUUGCAGCCGUACCAGCAAAUGUGA